AAAUUGCGGAAUCAUUGCAUUCACACAGGGCAAACUCAGAAGAUGAAUCUCUUCCAAUCCAUAACAAGUGCCUUGGACAAUGCUUUAGCCAAAGAUCCAACUGCAGUUGUAUUUGGUGAAGACGUGGCCUUUGGUGGAGUCUUCAGAUGUACAGUUGGCUUGCGAGACAAGUAUGGUAAAGACAGAGUUUUCAACACCCCUUUAUGUGAACAAGGAAUUGUUGGCUUUGGUAUUGGAAUUGCUGUUACAGGUGCUACAGCCAUUGCAGAAAUUCAGUUUGCAGAUUACAUUUUUCCAGCAUUUGAUCAGAUUGUUAAUGAAGCAGCAAAAUAUCGUUACCGCUCUGGAGAUCUGUUCAAUUGUGGAAACCUCACCAUUAGAGCACCCUGGGGCUGUGUGGGUCAUGGUGCAUUAUAUCACUCUCAGAGUCCAGAAGCCUUUUUUGCUCACUGUCCAGGAAUAAAGGUUGUUAUUCCAAGGAGUCCUCUGCAGGCCAAAGGAUUGCUGCUGUCAUGCAUAGAGGACAAAAAUCCAUGCAUAUUCUUUGAACCUAAAAUACUUUACAGAGCUGCAGUGGAACAAGUUCCUGUAGAGCCCUACACCAUUCCACUGUCGCAAGCUGAGGUGCUGCAGACGGGCAGUGAUGUGACAAUGGUUGCUUGGGGCACUCAGGUACAUGUGAUCAAAGAGGUGGCAUCAAUGGCUCAAGAAAAGCUUGGUGUGUCCUGUGAAGUUAUUGAUCUGAGGACCAUCUUACCAUGGGAUACAGAGACUGUUUGCAAGUCAGUGGCAAAGACUGGGCGACUGCUGAUUAGCCAUGAGGCUCCCUUGACAGGAGGAUUUGCAUCUGAAAUCAGUUCCACAGUUCAGGAGGAAUGCUUUUUGAAUUUAGAAGCUCCUAUUGCAAGAGUAUGUGGCUAUGACACUCCCUUCCCUCACAUCUUUGAGCCCUUCUACAUCCCAGACAAAUGGAAAUGCUAUGAUGCUCUUAGAAAAAUGAUUAACUACUGAGCAGUAGUACAGAGAGGAGAACAACAACAGGGAAAUACAGAAGCUGCCUUCAAAACUCUUGACAUUUUGAUCAGAUCUUUUGGGUUUGGAAUUUACAUAGCAGACUUUUCUUUUAACUCAGCUAUCCUGAAUGUUCAUCUUGGCUAUUCUUCAGCAAGUUCAAAUUUUCCUUAAUUAUGAAAUCAGUGAUGGGCAAGUGAUUGUUACAGUAAGUAGUUUCAGAUGUAUUUAAAGAUAUUCCAGAUGUUGAAUGAAAAUUGCAUAUUGCUGUGCUUCACUAAGUUACAUCAAGACUUCACUGUGUAAAUAUCAGACGCAGAAUUUUAUUCAAUAAAACAAUAUGCUCAUGUUGUCUCUUA
Molecule: messenger RNA, 1370 nt
Organism: Cyanistes caeruleus (blue tit)
Lineage: Eukaryota; Metazoa; Chordata; Aves; Passeriformes; Paridae
Source: RefSeq, a predicted model, not a curated record